Messenger RNA from Carassius carassius (crucian carp), 2042 nucleotides. RefSeq names its product steroid 21-hydroxylase (gene cyp21a2). Gene Ontology annotation, biological process: hormone biosynthetic process; progesterone metabolic process. Bases 37 to 1605 code for a protein of 522 amino acids. The record is from RefSeq and is a predicted model, not a curated record. Gene Ontology annotation, molecular function: iron ion binding; heme binding; steroid 17-alpha-monooxygenase activity. The transcript is spliced from 12 exons. NCBI's taxonomy places the organism in Eukaryota, Metazoa, Chordata, Actinopteri, Cypriniformes, Cyprinidae.
AAGCAUUCAGAAAUAUUUCAGUAAAGAAUCAACAGCAUGUGUAUCUCAGCGGUGAGUGUGGUGCUGUUACUUUUCAUUUUGUGGAUGCUUGUGGUCAAGCUCUGCAGACAGGCUGACAGCCAAAGUGAUGGAGAUGCCAAAGAAAGCAAGCAACCAGAAGCGGCUGUACCCAAACUCCUGCAUUCCCUCUCUAAGCACUUCUUUGGCACUCUUUCUCCCUCUCUUUCUGGUCCUCCCUCUCUCCCUUUGCUGGGCAACAUGCUGGAUCUUGCCCAAGAACAUCUACCCAUCCACCUGACUUCACUGGCACUUCGAUAUGGAAAUAUCUAUCGGCUCAACUGUGGCAGCACAACCAUGGUGAUUUUAAAUAAUAGUGAGAUCAUCCGCGAGGCUCUGAUUAAAAAAUGGUCAGACUUUGCUGGGAGGCCUCAUUCUUAUACCGGUGAUAUAGUAUCAAGCGGAGGGCGAUCCAUUUCUCUGGGUGAUUUCAGUGAGGAAUGGAAGGCUCACAGGCGUGUGGCCCAUAGUGCUCUGCACCGCUGCACAAUGGAUUCCCUGCACUCUGUCAUAGAAAAGCAAGCACACCAUCUCUGCCAGGUGUUGCGGGACUACAAAGGAAAAGCAGUGGAUUUAUCCGAAGAUUUCACUGUGGCUGCGAGUAAUGUCAUCACAACACUAACCCUUGACAAAAGUUAUGAUAAGAGUUCAGAAGAUCUGCAGAAGCUGCAGGACUGUCUGAAUGAGAUUGUGUCUCUCUGGGGUUCACCCUGGAUCUCAGCGCUGGAUUCCUUCCCUCUGCUCAGGAAAUUACCCAACCCUCCAUUCUCUCGCCUCAUGAAGGAGGUAGCCAGACGCGAUGAGCUGAUAGGAAAACACAUUGAGGAUUUCAAGAAAAGUGACCAUAAAAAAGGUGGCACAGUGACUUCCUCACUUCUGCAGAGCUUGGAGCCACCACAAGGAGGAGCCAGUCAGAUGACUCUGACAGACACUCAUGUGCACAUGACCACAGUGGAUCUGCUGAUUGGAGGGACAGAAACUACUGCUGCCUUGCUCAACUGGACUGUGGCCUUCCUUUUACACAGACCUGAGGUUCAGAAUAAAGUGUAUGAGGAGCUGUGUGGUGUGCUGGAUGUGCGGUACCCUCAGUACAGUGACCGACACAGACUGCCGUAUCUGUGCGCUCUAAUCAACGAGAUGUUAAGACUUCGACCUGUAGCUCCCCUCGCCGUACCUCACAGAGCCAUACGAAACAGCAGUAUUGCAGGCCAUUUCAUCCCCAAGAAUACAAUAAUCAUUGCUAAUCUGUAUGGUGCCCACCAUGAUCCAGAGGUCUGGGAUGAUCCAUACAGCUUCAAACCAGAACGCUUUUUGGAAGGUGGGGGCGGUUCCCUUCGUGCCCUGAUUCCUUUUGGAGGAGGGGCCCGACUGUGUCUAGGGGAGGCAGUAGCCAGAAUGGAGAUGUUUCUUUUCACAGCCUAUCUCCUGCGAGACUUUAAGUUCCUACCUGCCAGUAAAGAGGAGCCUCUGCCUGACCUGCGAGGUGUUGCCAGUGUGGUUCUUAAAAUCAAACCAUACACUGUUAUAACACACCCAAGAGAAGAGUAAUUGAUUAUUAAUAGUGUGCCGCAGGAAUGAGUCCUAAAACCCAGCUACAAACUGACAUAAUUUUAAAUUAUCCCCAAGGUAAUUUUUUAUUUUAAUAGGUUUUUGGUUAAAUUCCUGAGAUAAGGUCUGUGGUUAACACAAGCUCAAGAUAUUUUCACAUUUUAUUCUACAACACAAAGUGCAUUAGUGAUACCCUACUCAUGAUUUUUUUUUUUUUUUUUUUUUUUUAUGUGUCUUGCAAAAAGUUGUUGCUAACAAGUGGCGAAAUGGGACUACAGAGGUUGCCAGGGACAUUAAAUGGCAUCACGCCGAACUAGAAAUUUCAUCAAAUAUCCAGUCCCCUUUUAAAGCCUUGUUGCAUUUAUUGCAUGGCAAUUCUAACUCCAACUUUUCAGCUUGAAGAUAUUAAAUAAAGACUGCAAGAGCUGUCGGAAACU